UGCUGGCAGCUUUGCAGCCAGCGCUCAACCGCUGCGCCACCAGGGGAGGCCCUGUUCAUAAGGUCUUUUAACUUAAUAACUUCAUGGUGUACUGUGCAUCAUAUUUAUACUGGAAGUUCACCAGGAUGUUACAUUGUUUGAAUUUAGAUGUUUCAUUAAUAUGUUGUUUAUGUAUGUGUUACCUGCAUCAGAUGAUUAUAAUGCCUGUUUGAAAAAUCCAAGGCUGACAUGAUUGGAUUUAAGCGAUACUACGAUAUAAAAAAAUAACACCUUAUUGAUUCAUAUCUUCCCUAUUUUUAGGGAAAAUCUUGAUCCCAUUCAAAGGAAUAGCCUCAACAAUAAUGAGGUGGUAUCUUAUUUUUUAUUUACUUUUUAUUUUGUUAUGUUUUUGAUGAGAUGACAUUUUAAAGUUGUAAAUCAUGGAUAUGCUUGUAAUAUUUAUGGAGGAUUGCCUGAAGAAUAAUAGUCUUUAUUUUUUGAUAUUAGUAGUUUUCAAUUAAUUUUUUCUCCUUUAUCACUGUUGGAGAAAAAACAUUUCCAUCAGUGACAGUGUGUGUAUUUGAAGGGGGGGCGCACUUGUUAUCAGAAUCUCCAUAUACAUUCCUAUCUUCUUUUGUACCAUUACUGGAACAGUGGCAUCCUAAUUGCUUUCCUUCAGCAUGUUUUGUUUCCCUUCUGUAUAUUUUUUUCACUCUGAAGGUUAUCUUUCGGAAUGGAAGUCUAAACAUAUCACCUCCUUUCCUGAAAACAGAUCCUUUCCUUUUUCUCAUUUCUUUUAAAAUAAACUCCAAAUGUGGUCAAAGUUCUGCAUGAUUUAGUACUGCCCAGCUAUCCAGCUUAAUUUUGAACCCUUUUCUUUAUGAUCUAUCUAGUGACACUGACUUGCCUUGGUUCCCAUCUCAGUUCUUCUACACAGAUUUUGCUAAUUUUAUUUUGAUCUACCAGAGUUCUUCACACUUAUCUCUCAGAGUAAUUCCUGAUCUCAUUUUGUUUAUGAUUUCCUCAGGGACAUCCUUCCAGACUUCCCUGACAGCUGACCUGAACCUAUUGUGUGCUCUCCCAACACUAUUUACCAAUCUCAUUUACUUGUGUGGUUUUUUUUUUAUUUUAAUUUGUGUGAUUCUUUAAUUGUGUGUUACUCCGUCACUGUAAUGAAAAUUUCAUGAAAGAAGAAACCAUGUCUCCUUAUUUACCAUUUUAUCCCCCACAUAGAUGGUGGUGAAUAAGUGUGUUAAAAGAAUAAAAGCCUUUUAUUUCCCUGGGGAUACAGAGGGGAACAGAACAUUGCUAUGCAUAUAGUUGUUGUGGUUUUUCUUUUUUUUUUAAUACAUAGAAGAACUGGGGUGUAGGCCAGAGGUGUGGGGGUGAGAGGAUUCACAAGAGACAGAGUGGGGAGCAGAACAGGUGGAUUUAUAGAAAUACACUGCUGAGGGGAGCAGCAGGUGAGAUAGGAGAGGUCUGUUGUGCUCCCUGGCCAAGAAUCAAACUCAUGAGACUUAAUUCUUUGUGCUACCAGGAAAGCCCUAGAUAAUACUGUCUUUAUGAGAACUCAGGAGAAAUUUCUCUGAUCUUAUGCCUAGAGAACAUUAUACUUUUCUUGAUUAACUGAUCUGUCUUUGUCUUGUUUGUUGUCUUCUACCUAAACCUUGUUUCCUGAAGCUCAGAGCCAAACUGGUAGCUCAUAUCUGAAAAUUAGGAAGGGGUUUCUGACAUACCCCUUUGUAAAUUAAUCUCAGUAUUAUUAGUGUCCUCUUUAUCUUUAGAAUUUUCACCGUGAUUUAUUUACAUGUUUGGUGAUUUAUUCAAUAAAGGGCUAUAAGUAGCCUUAUUUUUUAAAAAGAUUUAUUUAUUUAUGCAUACAUGAACUGGGGUGUAGGCCAGAGGUGCAGGGGGUGAGAGGAUUCACCAGAGACAGAAUGGGGAGCAGAACAGGCAGGUCUACCGAAAUACACUGCUGAGAGGAGCAGCAGGAGAGGUCUGCUGUGCCAUGUGGGUCAGCUCCCUGGCCAGAGAUCAAACUCAUGUUGCAGUGGCUGAGCGAUAGCUUGAUAGUCUGAGACCCAUUCCCUUGUACCACCAGGGAGGCCCUCUAUAAGUAGCUUUAAAGAGUAAUAAAAGUCACCAUACAGCUUUUGAAAAAGAAAGUUAAUCUGCUUGCUGGGUAAGAAAUAAGAUCAGUGUAUCUCUCCAUGCUGAACGAGAAAGAGGAAAAUGAAAGGUUAUUACAUAUUGGGAGAAAUUCUAACUAUUGUUCUGAUUGGUCAUUUGGGAAGUAGAAAUUCUGUGUUUUUUAUUCUUAUGUCACAAAAGCCCAGGCAUUGCUUUAUAAAGAUGUCUGAGGUAGAAUAUGAAAGUAUCUGUUAAGCUCAGGGAUAUACAGCCAGCACUUUUAUAUGCACAGGCUGGGAACUUUGCAGAAUUUUAUUUUAACUGUCCAACCUUAGUUCUACACAUGUAGAACAGCAGUCCACAUGUUCACCAUGUGUGUGUUGUGAUCUUUGUAGGAAUUCUGAUGAAAGGCCUUGGUAUUUAGCCUGACAAUAUCAGAAUCCCUUUGUUUUCUUCCUGUUGCAAAAUAAAUUUCUUUAGCGACUGUUGAAUUAAAAGCUGUGCAGUAGCACAUAUGAAUCUGAACAUUGAAUGACUGUAACACAAAUAAGAAUAAAGAGUCAUUUUAGAAUGAUGACUAAGUUUCCCUCACUUUGACCAGAUCAGUCUUACUACUCCUUCAGAGUCUUCUUUUGAUAGCCAAGCUGUCUUUUCUUUUAGUUUGAAUUUAGAUUGGUCAGCUAGCCCUGUGGUGUUAUAAGAUUGACUAGAGGAGUGGGCAACAGGAAGUAUUAGCAGCAGUAUUUCAUAUUUUUUUCGUGGCCUGCCAGCAAGAAAUCUGGGCUAUACUGUUAUCCACAACUACUUGGAUCAGUGUAGUUUCAUUUGUUGUAUUUUUUAAGACUUUACAGUCUUAUUUCUCUUUUUAGUUAAUGUUCUUAGCAAGUUUUUGAUAAUUUUUUCAAGUUAUUUGACCCCCAUAUUUGAAAAUAGAACCUUACUGAUCUAGAGAAAAAAAGGAGGAUCUGUUUUUUUCUAGAGGGAGAGCAGUGUCCUUCAGGAACUCCUGAAAUGCAUGGCCUCCUGAAGGAGUUGGGAAGGAAAUAACUAAAAUUAUCUAAUUAUUACAUUAUCACAUAUAGUUAUUACCUGUAUAAGGCAAGUUAGGUUUUUAUAAGGCAAAUGAGUGUGUUGAUUCAGGAAAUAAGGUCUAGAAGUACCACAUAUAAUUGUUAAAACAAAAGAGGAAUUACUUGUAACAAAAAUGAGUAAAUAGGAAUUCUCGGUUAUCUCCAGGGAAUAGAUAACUUACAUGGAGUUAACAAAAUUUGCAACAGUUGUCAUAGAAAUAGGGGGAUAUUAGGCUAAUUAAAAUGUGUAAUUUUGCUCAUGUAUUUGUACUGAGUCCCACUGGGUUGAGACUUUUAAGAUUGACUGGAGUAGUGAAACAACCAUGCAAAAUUUGCCAUGACUAGAUAGUGAAAAAGGUAUGCUGGAUUUUUGCAAACGAAGGUCUUUCCAGAGGAUGUAUUAAGACUGGAUCAAGGGUAGACUAUAAGUGCUUUGAAAUUGUAGUCAGUGGAUUUUACCAUUGUCAAUUUGUAAAGAAACUUUUUCUGAAACUAAUAAGAUAGCUAAGAUAUAAAUAUUCAAGUUCUAGUAUUGGGACAAACAUGAAAUCACAAAAUCUCCUGUCAGGUAGCCCCAGUACUCUCCUGGGGUAAAAUACCUAGUUUGGGUGAUGAAAGGGAAUUAUGUCAGGGGUUAAUCAAGAGGAUCACAUAUAAGUUAGCUAUAUAGAUUUCAGCAUGAGCCAGGCUUAGGCCCAAGCACAUUUUCUGUGAAGCAUGUUGAAAGAUUCAGCCAGUAAGAUUCAGAGAAUUUAUUAUUUACAUAAACAACAGAGGCAAGACAACUCCUCAUGUCUCUUGUCCCACAGGAUAAUACUGAUAGUGAAGAGGCAAGAUGGUCAUAGGCCACCUGAGUGGUAGUGCAUCCUGUUGCUAAGUUUCCAUACUGCAGCUUAGCAGUUUUUUAUGCCUAUAGUUGUACUACAAAGAGCAAGCAAGAUGGAAAAUCUUAGAUCUCAUUGCUCUCCAGAAAGGUGGAUAAGAAACCACUCCACAGUAGCCUCCCACAAAGUGGGGAGGUGGGUGAGAAAUAGUCUUGUAGCAACACCUCCUAAGACUGUCUAUCUUUCCAUAAUCUGGAGCAUCACAGAGCAUAUGACCAAAGCUUAAGUCAGCACAUGGCUGAGCCUUCCCUAUAUGGGCUAUGUGGAGACAUGAGAGGUUGCCAGGGCAAAGGCACAGAGCAGUUUCCAUUCAUGAAUAAGGGAGAAAUGUCAGAGUGAAUUUGAACAAAGGCAUGAAGAGUAUUACAAGCAAUAGUUUCAAUUAUCUAGGAAAUAUAUGUUCUAUUAAUCUUAUGAUAUGCAUUUUACUUCUAUAAAGUUUGUUACAGAUUGUUAAGAAGUUCUGGGUAUUAUAUCUUAACAUAGUUACUUGGUACAUUUUUUGUGUGUUUGAUGAUGUUCUGGCAUAUCCCAGGAACCUUGUAUUCCUGAGAAAUGUCUUUGUAAUAUCAUCCCUCAGGAAUAUUUGUAUAGUCUUUUAUUGAGGCUUUUGUGUUUCUUCCAGAAGACUCAGUUUCUGAUCUGUAGCUUGUAACAGGAGCCUUUAGCAGAAACUACCUGUGGAGAGAAGAUGGUGAAUUAGAAGAUGGUGAAAUAGAUGAUGCAGGAUUUGAAGAAACACAUGAACAGGAGGCAAAAGAGGACGAAAAGCAGAAAAAUGAGAAAGCCUAUAGAAAAUCAAGAAAAAAACACAAGAAAGAAAGAGAGAAGAAAAAAUCCAAGAGGAGAAAGCGUGAGAAACACAAGCAUAAUUCUCCAUCUAGUGGUGAUAGUUCAGACUACAGCCUUGAUUCAGAAGUGGAACAAAGAGAAAGUUCCCACAAAAAAAGAACUAGUUUCUACAGGGAUUAUGACAUUCCAUUUCCUCAGGUUUAUUAGGAAAAGGAGAAAGGAAAAGAGAGACACCUGCAUAGACACAGGCAGGCAGAGAGCUUCCGCUGCUGCUUUGCAAAGGGAAAAGCAUGGACAUGUAUCAGGAAGCUAUGUGACAUCAAAGAAGAGUCAACAUAACAAAAAAUAUAAGAGUAAAGAAUACGAUGAGUAUAGUACCUACAGUGAUGACAACUUUGGUAACUACAGUGAUGACAACUUUGGUAACUAUAGUCAGGAAACAGAGGAAGAUUUUUCCAGUCACUUGAAACAAUACAGGCAAGCUAAAGAAACCUCAAGUACUGCUUUAGGAUCAUCAUAUUCUAAAGAACCAGGGAAAAAACAAAGAAUGAAAGUUCAGCUAGGUAUUGAACAGAGAGCUAAAAGUUUUAAUGUUGGUCGUGGACGUUGUUUGACGAAGAAAAUCAAACGCAAAGACCGUGGAGGAAGAACCAAUAAAGGGCCUAAUGUUUUUUCAGGAACAGAUGAUUUUCAAGAGUAUAGUAAACCAGGGAAAAAAUGGAAAGUUAUGACUCAGGAAUUUAUUAAUCAGCACACAGUGGAACACAAAGGAAAACAAAUCUGUAAAUACUUUCUGGAAGGGAGAUGUAUUAAGGGAGAUCAAUGUAAAUUUGAUCAUGAUGCAGAGUUGGAAAAGAGGAAAGAGAUCUGCAAAUUUUAUUUACAAGGUUAUUGUACCAAAGGAGAGAACUGCAUUUAUAUGCAUAAUGAAUUUCCAUGCAAAUUCUACCAUAGUGGAGCAAAAUGUUACCAAGGAGACAACUGUAAAUUUUCACAUGAUGAUCUGACUAAAGAAACAAAGAAACUUCUGGACAAAGUAUUGAAUACUGAUGAAGAACCCACAAAUGAAGAUGAAAGGGAGUUAGAAGAACUUAGAAGGCGUGGCAUAACUCCUCUUCCCAAACCACCUCCAGGAGUUGGACUUCUGCCAACACCCCCAGAGCACUUUCCCUUUUCUGAUCCUGAAGAUGAUUUUCAGACAGAUAUUUCUGAUGAUUUCAGGAAAAUUCCAUCUCUUUUUGAAAUAGUUGUAAAACCUACUGUGGAUUUAGCACAUAAGAUUGGGAAAAAGCCACCAGCAUUUUAUAAUAGUGCCUCACCGCCAGGACCACAAUUUCAGGAAAGCAGCCCACAUCCUCAACAUAUCUAUAGUUCUGGAUCAAGUCCAGGUCCUGGAUCUAAUAUGACUCAGGGACAAAAUAGUCCUGUGAUGCACCCAGGUUCCCCAGGACCUCAUCCUGGUCUACCAAUGCCACAUAGCCCACCUUUGCCACCUGGUCCACCUGGAAUUAUAGGCCCUCCCAGUCAAGCUGGAGUACUUGUUCAAGAUAUACCUUUAACACCACCAAAUAUGAGUGGUACUUACCAUUGCCUGGGCUUUCCAGAACAUAUGAUGAAAGUACCUAGAGAGAAUCACUGUUCUCCUGGUUUAUCACAUCUGCAAAGUCCUAGUGAAAUGCAACUCAACACUAAUUAUGAGUCCCUACAAAACCCAGCUGAGUUUUAUGACAAUUACUAUUCACAGCAUGCUGUACAUAAUUUUCAGUCACCCAGUAACUCCAAUGAUGGGAUGUGGCAUGGUGAAUUUGCCCAGCACCAGCCUUCCAUUAUUCAAGACUCACUUAACCACGGGAGUGGAUCUGAUGGCAGCAAUAUGACAUCUCAUGGCCCUGUGCCUGCACCAAGUCUCCUUCCUGCAAUGCAGAGAGCUCUCUUUGUCAGAUUUACUCGGAAAUACCAAGAAGAUGAAGAACCAAAUAGCACCCAGCCUCAAAAGGCAUCAAGCAAGGAAGAAGAUGAUACCGUUAACUGGUAUUCCAGUAGUGAAGAAGAAGAAGGAAGCAGUGUCAAGUCAAUACUGAAAACAUUGCAGAAGCAAACGGAAACUUUAAGGAAUCAGCAACAGGCUUCCACAGAACUCAGUACCCCUACGGAUCCAAGACUUGCUAAAGAGAAAAGUAAAGGAAAUCAAGUUGUUGACCCUAGACUUAGGACUAUCCCAAGGCAAGACAUUAGGAAAUCUUCCGAGUCUGCCCCACUGGACCUUAGGCUUGUGUGGGAUCCGAGGAAAUUAAGAGGGAAUGGAAGUGGUCAUGUAGGCUCUUCUGUUGGUGGAACAAAGUUUGAUUUACAUCAUGCAGAUGCUGGCACAAAACACAAAAGAGCAGAUGAUGAUGAUGAAGAUACAGAAAGAGAACUGAGAGAAAAAGCUUUCUUAAUACCUUUGGAUUCUUCCCCUGGUAUUGUGCUCCAGGAUCCAAGGUCACAAUUGAGACAGUUCAGUCACAUUAAAAUGGAUAUUAUCCUAGCCAAACCCAACUUUGCAAAACACAUCGUAUGGGCUCCAGAAGACUUACUUCCAGUCCCUUUACCUAAACCUGACCCAGUAUCUUCAAUCAAUUUACCUUUGCCCCCUCUUAUAGCUGACCAGAGGCUCAGUAGAUUAUGGAAUACAAAAAGUGAUCAUCAAAAUACAGUGUCCACUGAUUCAAAAUUAGCAGCCAAAACCAAAAUUAACACAACAAAUAGAGAAGGCUACCUAGAACAACUUGGAGACUCUCAUAGUUCAGGAAAUAAAUUAGGAGAUCCUAGACUGCAAAAAAACUUUGAUCCUAGGCUUCACAGACACAAUACAGAGUCUCAUCAAGCUGUUCUGAAAGAUUCACACAUAUCAAAGGGUGCCCCUCAUUUAGUCAGAUCAAAUCCUGGCUCAUCACAGCCUUCAAAGACAGUAGUUAGCAGUUCUAGUCCUGGGGCUUUGCCUCCAUAUGCCCCUAAACUCUCAUCUUCAGCUGGCCUUCCACUGGGAGCUACAAGUUCAGUUCUUAGUGGUAUUAGUCUAUAUGACCCUAGGGAACAGAGUUCCUCGUCUGCAUCAGAGCUAGCAACAGAAAAUGCAGAGAACCAGAAAAAAUGUGGUGGUUUAAAAAGUAGUGACAAAAAUGAGCCUUCUCCUGGAGAAGCAAUCCUACCACAGAAAACCACUCCAAACAUGGAUGUCACUGUUGACGGGCCAGCUGACCCACAGGCAGAUAGUGUCAGGGGCCCUGGUUUGGUUCAGGUCCCAGCAGUGCACAGUCUUCCUAUUCAGGCAUUAACAGGCUUAAUUAGACCCCAGUACAGUGAUCCAAGGCAGGCAAGGCAGCCGGGACAGGUGAGCCCCAGUACAGACAAUGAUCCCACUAGAGAAACGGACGACAAAUCUCUGAAAGAGGUUUUUAAAACUUUUGAUCCAACUGCUUCACCAUUUUGUUAGCUAUUGUGUAUUUAAGCAUUUCUUUUCACUCUUGUGACUAUUGCAGUCCUCUGCUGUUUUGUAACUGGUUUACCUCUAUAGUUUAUUUAUUUUUAAAUUAUGAACACUUUUCAGCUGCUAGUAUCAGAACCACAUGAAGUUAUAUCCUCUAAAGCCUGUGGUAUUUUAUAUAAUAUUUUUAUAACUUUAAGAGACUGUAGUAAUUGACAUAGAAACCUAUAUAUCAUGUUAGCUUCAGUAAAAGUACUUUUAUUGUAAAUAAACUAUCAUGAACUCAACACACUGCUUGAAUAUAUGCCAGUUGUCUUUCAUAAUCAAUGUUUAGAUUAAAUGAUUGCCAUUUUUAUAUGGUUGUUAGUUUCAAGCAAUAUGAUGUAUAUUACUUUCGAGAAACAGUAUUUUGACUAGGUUUCUCUGUCAACACAGAACUGAUUAAUAUGUAAUGCUCAUUGCUAACUAAAAUAUAAAAUGAACUAAGAAAACAUUUUUAAAAUCACCAGUAGCAGAGCAGUUCAUGUUUAAGGGCAUCACUUUUAUUAGUAUUGGCAAUAUUAUUUGUGUAAAGGAGGCAUUUGAAUGUCAUUUCUUUGAAGUAUUUUAAUGUCUAUUGUAUCAUAGAAGUUGGAAAUAUAUAGAUUGUUUUGCUGACGUGAAAGAUCCCCAAGUUCUCUAACAAUUUUUAAAAUUUAAUUUUUCAUAUUAAAUAGUUAUGAGUUCCUAUUGUUACAUUGUGAUGUUUAUGUGUUUCUAUGUUUUUUUGUCUUAGCAGCAUAAUAUAUUUCUUUUUCAAAUAAUGUAGCUGCAGUAAUUGUAUACAUCAUGACUUUGCAACUUUUAACCAAAUUUUAAAAGAGCCAGUGAGAGUCUGUAGUGAUAAUUGCAUUGAUAGUGUUUUGAUGUCCAGGUUCUAUAAUUCUUAAAUAGCAAGUAAACACAGAGAUUGAAGGUAUAGUCAACUGUAUAUGGCUACCAAUAAAGAAUCUCUUUCAGAUCUCACCUGACUGACAUUCUAUAACACAGGAGACUAUCUGAUGUUUAAGUAUUUAAUGUCUUCUCAGUGAAAUCUAAAUUGAUUAGAAAUUACAUUUUUAUGAAAAAUAAUGUAUACUCAUUCUCAUGUGUUUAUUGUAGCAUAUAUAGUGGCAGCAUUAUUUGUUGAAUACAUAUUAUUUAUAAUUGAAACUAAGUAUUCUACUGCUAUUCAUGUCUUGAACUGGAGGUAUAUGAUAGUGUUUACUGAUAACAACUCCAAUAAGUAACUGGAAAAGGAGCAUUUCAUCAUAAAAGAUGGUGAGAAUAGAGAAAAAUCAUUCCUUCGAUAAAACAACCCUUGAGAAGUGAUCUUAAAGAUGAAUAAUGAAAUAUUUCUGUGGGAACCUAACAGCACAUGGAUUAAUAUUAAUGCAUAUCCUAUUCUUUUUAUAUUUUUUUAACUCUGAUUUGAUCUAAAAUGGGAAGUGUACAAACUCUGCGUACUUAAGAAGUUUAUUGUAUUUUAAGUAGAAAGGAGGGGUUAAAUUCCUACUGUUUAUACUUUGGUUACAAUACUGCCUAAAAUGACUAUAGGGGACAGUUUUUAGUUAAAAAACGCAGUUUGAAGCCACCAUAAUAAGGGUGUUUUUUUUUUUAUUUAAUGCCCAAAUGAACUUUAUUACUAUUUUAAAAGUCUCAAUAAAAUGAAUAAAGCUGAUAAAAAAGAACACACAUACACACACAUUUGGAUUCCAAAAUAUGAUACCUCAUCAAGGAUAGAAUUGCUGAAUUUUACUUUGAAAAGAUCAAAGUGGAAUCCAACUUCUUCACAGAAGAUCUUUUUACUACUAAAAGACGUUACAAUAUUAACGCCUAUUAGGCAGUGUUCAUUUACUUAGUGUUUUUGAGUGUCUAUUAUACCAAGUUUCCUAUAGGCUAUUUUGUAAGAAAGUUUGGG
Molecule: messenger RNA, 10260 nt
Organism: Talpa occidentalis (Iberian mole)
Lineage: Eukaryota; Metazoa; Chordata; Mammalia; Eulipotyphla; Talpidae
Gene: ZC3H6
Product: zinc finger CCCH-type containing 6
Exons: 13
Coding region: 4782-8330 (1182 amino acids)
Biological process (GO): negative regulation of DNA-templated transcription
Cellular component (GO): nucleus
Molecular function (GO): RNA binding; metal ion binding
Source: RefSeq, a predicted model, not a curated record